Molecule: messenger RNA, 1685 nt
Organism: Ostrinia nubilalis (European corn borer)
Lineage: Eukaryota; Metazoa; Arthropoda; Insecta; Lepidoptera; Crambidae
Product: RNA-binding protein 42
Exons: 5
Coding region: 226-1224 (332 amino acids)
Molecular function (GO): mRNA binding
Source: RefSeq, a predicted model, not a curated record
GUGUCACUGUCAGUGAAAAAAAGGCGACAAAGAUUUUGCUAUUUCGGAAAUUUCGGAAUAUUUGUAGAGGAACAAAUAUUAAUUUAACUUAAAAGCUACUAAAUUAGUACCCAGAAAUGAGUGUACGUAUUAUGAAAAAACAUAUUUGGUGUACCCAAUAAUCCCCGUUAGUACGUAAUCUUUUGGGUUUUUUAAGGUUAUAAUCAAAGGACCACAAAUACCACAAUGGAAGACUCUUCGAAAUACCAGCAGAUGCAAGAUGAAAUGUCCAGGUUCGAAGCAGAGAUAUCGGGCACUGAUCUCCCGAUGGCGCCGCGGGCGGUGAUCGGCGCGGGCACGUUCGGCGCAGUGCAACAACAGUUGGAGCGCGCGGUGCCGCCGCCGCCGCCGCCGCCCAGCCUGAUGCCGGGGUUCGAUCCGGCGUUGGCGGCGCGCAUGAUGUACCCUACUGUACCGCCACCGCCACCGCCGCCGACUAUGAUGGUGCCGGCGUCGGUCCAAAGACUCCGGCCGCCAAUGGGCGCUGAGGGCUUCCCCGGCCCCAUACCGUUCCUCCGCCCAGGGCUACCGGGCCCGCAGCUGAUCCCGCCGCCGCCGAAGCCCCAGCCUAUCGUGCUGUCCGCUGCGCCCAAACUGUACAAACAGCCCAAGGAAGAUGAAGAGAAAAAGGAGAAACAUGAGAGCAAAAAGAGGAAGCGCUCGCCGCCGCCGCCGCCACAGCGCGCGCCGACGCCGCCGCCGCCUGAGCCUGCGCCCGCGCCGCCGCCGCCGCCCGUCAUCUCCGUGCCCGAGCCCGGCGUCCCCAAGCCCAAAAAGGAGAAGAAGAACAGAAAGGUGGUCCGAACCGCCGGCGGCCAAGUCUGGGAGGACGUGACGCUGCUCGACUGGCCUGACGACGACUUCCGCAUGUUCUGCGGAGACCUCGGCAAUGACGUCACCGACGAGCUCCUCAUCCGGACCUUCAGCAAGUAUACCUCCUUCCAGCGCGCCAAAGUCAUCCGAGACAAGCGCACAAACAAGAGCAAAGGCUUCGGCUUCGUCAGCUUCAAAGACCCCGGAGACUUCAUUAAAGCAAUGAAGGAAAUGGACGGAAGAUACGUCGGCAGCAGACCGAUCAAACUAAGAAAGAGCACGUGGAAGAAUAGAGCUUUAGAUGUUGUCAGAAAAAAGGAGAAAGAAAAGCAAGCGCUACUCUCUCUGCUGCUCUCGGGAAAUAAGAGCUGACAGGAGAACAACGCCUGAACGGCUGUGAUGUGAGUGGUAGAUGUAAUUGUUUCACUUGGACCUGGACUUGAUAGUUGUACAUUUAGCUAAACUUUUAUGAGGGAAAAUGUAACUAGUUCUACCCAUCUUCCCCUGAAGCUACAACCGGGGAAAGAUGACAAGAAAAUCAGCCUAUAUGGGGAAGACGGGAAUGCCUUGAAUGUAGUUAUGAUCUAAUUUUCAGUUGUUGCUGAUUGUAAUUUUCUGUUUGAUAUCUAUCCCUAAGCUUUCAUAGUUCUGCGAGUGUUAGAUCCUAUACACAGUUAUAUUAUUAAACCUAAUAGUUUUAGAUUCAUUAUGGCAAUAGAUAAACAUGAACUUCACUCUUACAAAUAUAAAAUUUAGUGCAUAAUUUAUUACACAAUUAAUUUGUUGUAUUUCUGAUUAAAACAUUAAAUUGUCUUAGCAAUAAUUUAAAAAAA